CCCGGUUGCUUUGCAGAUGUUGGCCAGCAGAAUCCUGAUCAGGAGGUUAAUUUAAAUGAGUUAGAAUGCAGUGACUAUGAAACAAUUUUUCAUGAGCUGAUGCAUGCCCUCGGACAGCUACACGAGCACUCACGGUCGGAUCGGGAAACUUUUAUUUCAAUAAUAAAGGGAAAUAUAAAAAAAGAAUUUAUGGAUAAUUUCGAAAAAUAUGAUACAUUCGACAGAACUCCGUAUGAUGUUGAAUCUGUAAUGCAGUACUCAUUAAAUGCUGGUGCAAAAGAUGAAUCGAAGCCAACCAUGAUGCUGCACGAUCAGAGUCUUGCUUUCCUUAUUGGCCUUUCUAAAACUAUGACUUUCUACGACGUACAGGAAAUAAACAAAGCUUAUCAAUGUUCAGCAUUAUGUAAAGAAGAUCCUCCUGUGUGCCAAAACGGUGGAUAUGUUCUUCAUACGUGUCAGUGUAUGUGUCCUGACGAUUUGAAUGGCACUACUUGUAACCAGGUUAAAAGUGAUAAAGAUUGUGGAGGCAUCAUAGAUCUUGAUUGGAAUCAAUAUGAAUCUAUACCAUCAGACAAAUAUCCCUGGAAAUACAGAACAAAUAAGAGAUGUGUCUGGAUGAUUAGAGGACCAAGCGAUUCCAAUAUAAAAUUAACGAUCAAGAAACUUAAUCUAUCGGUCUCGAAAGGCCAAGCAUGCUAUCACUGGCUGGAGAUUAAAUACAAUCUUGUUGGUCAGUCAGGAAUCAGAAGAUGCAACAAUCCCUCAGCAGAAGAAAUAACAGAAAUAACAACAACUGAUUCUGUGGACAAAAAUAUUAUGAUCCUUACGUUUGACAGCAAAAUCUCUAAAGACAUAAAGCUACCUAAGGAUGAUCCAGGAAUGCUUUUAGAAGUUAAAGUUGUUUAAGAUCACAUAAGCCAUUACAGUUCAAUGAAGUAACUAACAUAAUACAGGUAUCUUUUAAUGGAGCAGUACAACUGAAUCUUUGCUGCAAUUGCAAGUACGAUAUUCGGUAGAAGGACAGUGCAUUUAAGGAAACGAUUGUAGUUACAUCUGCACCGCUUGUUGAUACCAUGGGCCACUUUGUGAACUGUAAUAUAGUAUACUUUUAUAUGUAGCUAGCAAAAAAAACCUGCAAUUAUAUGUAAUUACUCACGCACUUUUUAUUUAUCACCUAUGAACCUAUAGAGGCUCAAGUGAGCUUUUCUGAUCAAAAUUUGUUAUCUGUCGUUGUCGUCGUCGUUGGCAUUAUUGUCGUCGUAACCUUUUCACAUUUUCAUCUUCUUCUCGUGAACCACUGGGCCAAUUUUAACCAAAACUUUGUUCAAAACAUGA
Saccostrea cuccullata (small rock oyster) is the source of this 1335-nucleotide messenger RNA. RefSeq names its product zinc metalloproteinase nas-36-like. Bases 100 to 906 code for a protein of 268 amino acids. Gene Ontology annotation, molecular function: metalloendopeptidase activity. The record is from RefSeq and is a predicted model, not a curated record. NCBI's taxonomy places the organism in Eukaryota, Metazoa, Mollusca, Bivalvia, Ostreida, Ostreidae. The transcript has 9 exons. Gene Ontology annotation, biological process: proteolysis.